This is a messenger RNA of Leptinotarsa decemlineata (Colorado potato beetle), 1392 nucleotides long. RefSeq lists its product as uncharacterized. Lineage: Eukaryota; Metazoa; Arthropoda; Insecta; Coleoptera; Chrysomelidae. The record is from RefSeq and is a predicted model, not a curated record.
GUGUCCUUAAGGACACCUAGUAAGUGCCAUGCAUGGCCGUUAAAAUAAAAUUUAAAAUUUCAAAUCCUCUAAAUGUUAUUUCUGAAUAAAGUUUAUAUAUAUAUUUUCUUUAAACCAUAAAAAUUUUAAUGUGUGACACUUUUCUACAUAAUGAAAAGGACUUUUUUGUGUUUCUCAGUGAAAUUUUCGACUUUUUAAUAUAACCUCAAGUUAAUGUCUUGAUAAAGGGAAUAAACAUUCUCGAAAGCUCGACCAUAUAACAAAGAGUAUUCUUUAAACAACAGCCCAGCAAUUUUUGACUGCAUCCCCAACAUUAUUCCGUAUUUCUCCUUAACUAGUCAGUCAAGACUACCCAUCGCUUUAUAAAUUCUAGACAUGGGGUUCUUCAUAAACAUCCGACAGCAGUUUGGUCUACAAACAGUAACACACAUGAAAACAUGGGCAAAAACGAACACCAAGUUGGCAUCGAUGAAAAACAGAAAGCUGUUCUUGCUGAAAUGUAGAAAGUACCACAUAUUUCCAAAUCACGUAACGAAUGGCAUUGGAAACGUGACAACAUUAUUACACCAUCGAGGAGGAACAACUGGACGAUCCGUGCAGAGUUUCAAUCACAGGUUGAGGAAAAAUAUUUUAAACUUAGAAAUUAAAAUCACCUUCAGUGAGCUCAUAAAUUUAGAAAGAGUUUUAAAUGACCUUAAGCGAAUAUUAUCUGCCACGUUGCCGGUUUCCACUUUUGAAGAAUAUGAACGAAGGCUUACCAUAAAAUAUAAUACACUUUUCCAUAAAAUAAAACAUAAAAACAUAAUUAAAUUUAACAAUCUCCAGAACAAUGAAUUUCUCUCUAUUAAAAUACAAGAAAAAUGGAUAAAGAACCUUACAAACGUUGAAAUACCUUCGGACAUUAAACGUUUUCUGGCUCUGGGUCCAAAAUUUGGAAUUUGUCCUUUAACCAAAGAAAUUAAACUUUCUAACCUGCUUGCAGAUUUAGAAAAUAUACUUUUCAAUAUUGAUAAAAACUUUCAAGAUAUCUAUCGUGCUCAAUGCACAAAUAUUAUUACAAAUUUCCUCCAUAAAAAUUCAGAUAAUUACCAUUUUUUAAGAAAAACUUUUGAUCAAUGUAAAUCUUUUUUAAAACAACAUCCUGAGAUCUAUGUAGUAAGAAGUGAUAAAGGCAAUGUGACGGUCAUAAUGUUCAAAGAGGACUACUCUACUAAAAGUUUUGAAUUACUUAGUGAUAUUAAAUAUUAUAAAAAGUUAAAUCAUAAUCCAGUCAGCACUUUACAGCAAAAAGCUAACAAAAUAGUUUCUAGGAUUAAGAAGGAUAAAUUGGUGGAUGAAAACACAGCCAAAAAGCUGACUAUCUAUAAUGCAGUAAUUNUGUUCAGACCAUAG